AAUUAAUAAGAUGCGUAGAGCACUAGUCCUGGUUGUUACAUUUCUACAUGUAUAUGGAGCUUUUUCUGAGGAGCAAUCAAAUGCAGUGCCUUUAGUAUCAAAUAAUGCUCCAGUUUCUGUAACAAUGUCAUGCCAAAAAGUGGAAACUAAAGUUGUUUGCUCAUUCCAAUAUCUAAACAAUGGACAGGAGGACUUGUACUUGAUGAAACGGGACUCACCACUGGAAGAAGACAUCCUAUCUCCUUACAUGUCAGUAUACUUCAGUGGAGAGCAAAUAGAAUACGAAGGAGUCUUUGUGCACCGUGAAGAGCCUACAAUUGAUGACUUUGUUUUACUAAGGGCAGGAGAGACUCGCACUACAUCAAUCACACUCACUGAUGCUUAUAACUUUGCUAGCAUGACUAGCAUAGGAAUAUAUACCAUACAAUACAUGGAGCCAUUGCUGUAUAUAUCGAAAGAUAAGAUGAUGUCCAGAAAAGCCUACGAGCUUUCUCAAAUGCCAGUUCUUCAAUCUGUGACUGUAUACAUUAAGGACACAAGUGUCCUUGACCAGCCAUUUGAUGGUGAGACUUAUGAAACAGAUGAUGAAUUUGAAAUGGAAGAAACAUGUGAGAAAGCAAGCUACAUUAGUGCAACAGAAAAGGAAGGAAACAACACUGCUGAAAUACACGAGUUCAUUUGCAAGUCCCUGAAACUGGCAAGUCUUGAUGUGGACACACACCCUUCUCUAUACAAAGAAUGGUUUGGGGCUAGAAGCAGAAAAAAUACUGAAAUUGUCAAGAAGACAUUUGGUGAGAUGAUCAAAGGCCUUACUGUUAACAGAGUCGUCUAUGACAUGAAGCCAAAGUACUGCAGACCAAAGAGCAGUGGAUACAUUCAUUUGCAUAAGAGGACACUCGUGUUUAGCAUUUGCCAUGCUUUUUUUUCAAGGGACAUGUUUUGCAGUCAGUUUGGCUCACCUUCAAGAGAAGGAAUACUUGUGAAUAUGCUGAGCAAACUAUUCGGUCGCACUGCAGGGAUUCGACAUGGAGAGAAAGGCUGCAGGUUCCUGGCAAAAUAUUUCCCAGAAAUAGCCAUUCAUAAUUCAGGCAAUUAUGAGAGAUUCUACUGUCAGUCACGAUUUGAGUAGCAAGUACAAAAAAAGAACACUCUUUACUAAAUAAUCGAUGCUUGAGUUUUGUUAUUAACAUAGUACAUAGCUAUAGUGUGGUUUAAUUCCAUUUUUGCAAUAUAGAUUUCAAUAAAAAUAGAAAACAAAUAGAAUCUACAUGUGAAAUCUAAAUUGAUAAUAAAAUUUAAUUAUAGUUUUCAAUUUUGUACAGAA
Messenger RNA from Amphimedon queenslandica, 1324 nucleotides. RefSeq names its product extracellular protease-like. NCBI's taxonomy places the organism in Eukaryota, Metazoa, Porifera, Demospongiae, Haplosclerida, Niphatidae. The record is from RefSeq and is a predicted model, not a curated record. The transcript has 3 exons. Bases 11 to 1129 code for a protein of 372 amino acids. Gene Ontology annotation, molecular function: metalloendopeptidase activity.